CUGAGAUGCCCUGUCUCGUGCACGGAGCUCGUCCUCUUCGUGUUCACCAGUUCCCAGUCGAACCAUCGCGCCACUUGAACCAUUGCGAUUCGGGGGACCAUAUCGCCUCUGCGACUGACAAAUUCUUGACGUUUGCACUCGAAAAGCCUCAACCAUGUCGUCCACAGAGCAACAGCAGCAGCAACAAAAGACCGCCUCUGACAAGCGAAAGACUUCGGCCAAGAUGCUCGUAGCGCUGUUCCCCAGAAUUCCCAAAACUGCGGCAGUGUUGUUGGAGUUCUUCAUAAAGCGCGAAAGCAAGGUGUCCCUGAUGCGUGACCCGCUGUCUCAUUUUUGUCAAGAGGAAGUUGUCCUUCACGCUCAGGAAUGCCUCAUCAAGCUCAACAAGCAGGUAAUCAACUACGAGGACGUGCGCGACAUGGUCGAGAACCUCGUCGGACUUCACGCGAUGUGUACGAAGAAGGAUCCCGAUGUUGCCAAGGCACUGGCGGUGACCAUCCGCAAGCUUACCAUUAUCGUCGGCGAAGUAGCAACUUCCUUGGAGAAGAUAGCUGAAGUGUCUGUCACCGACUGGAUGGGGAUAGGAGACGCAAUCGUUCAUAAACUCGAUAAGUUGGACAUUCCACCGCAACCCGUUUUCACCACGUUUAUCCCAAAAAUGCGUGACUUCGAGAGCCUCAAAAUGCUGGGAGCCGGUGGCUUUGGUGCUGUAUAUCUCGCCAACUACAAACCAGCGAACUUCGUAGCUACGGUUAAACUGGUGGCCAUGGACCGUUUCAGCAGGCACAAGCAGGCGGCCAUGGACAAAGUGGUCGCCUCUGUCGUGCGGAGCCCAUUCUUGGUCAAGUAUUACUGCUGUUUUUGUGUCAAGGAAGCAUAUGUCACUUUGAUGGAGUAUGUCCCGGGGCUGGACCUCAUGCGUGUUGUGACCAAGGAGGAAUAUAUGAAGAUCGAUGCCGUUCAGAUAAUCAUGGCGCAGCUUAUCCUUGCCAUUGAACACAUGCACCUGCGUGGCUUUCUACACAGGGAUAUCAAGGUCUCCAACAUGCUCAUCCUCCCUGGAGGACGUGUUAAAGUGAUCGAUUUUGACACAACGAAAGUCUGCAACGGUCACUUCGCAAAGCGAAUGCUCCGUGGCUACUUCCGGAGGACACCGAUUGAAUUCAACGACGGUGAGUCGGCUGGAACCAUACCGUACAUGGCACCGGAGAUACUGAAGAGGCGCCCAUAUGGACGAGCAGCGGACUGGUGGUCAUCAGGGAUCGUAAUGUACAAGUUGAUGACCGGCCGCGUCCCAUUCCGAGGGAAGACCAAGCAGUUGCUUCGAGAGCGGAUCAUCACGGCACCCCUCAAAUGGCCCCGCGUUGAAGAGCACCCGCACUCGGCCACGACAACCGCCAAGGACAUGACCUACCGUAUGUUGAAAAAGAACCCGGUCGAGCGGAUGGGAUCUAAAACUUACGCUAGUCUCAAGACUCACCCGUUCUUUGACAACUUCAACUGGAAACAGCUUUACGAGAAGACGCAAUUAUGUGACCUGCCGGUCAUUACGGAGAUCAUGUCCGCGGACGCGGAGCGCGAACGCAAGAGCGGCGCGGAUUCUCAGGACUCUCGAAAGCAUUUGCAGAUCGAGGACAUGACGGAUGUCAGUUCCAGCAACCAGAAGCCCCUUCUCUGCUACGCAUCACCCUCAUAUAAGAAGCUAGUACUAACGAUUAAGGAAAGCAAAGCUCAAGUAAACGUUAGCGAGUCCUUCAUGAACACCUCUGGGAUGACAACUUCUGGGAUCGAUUACCAGGCCACGACACCAGCACAAUCGUCCCUUCAAACCGCAUGCAGUACCAUAGACGGAAAGGAUGUCCAGUCCGGUGCCGAAAAGGUUGACCUCAUUCUCUUCAGAAAGAAAAAGUAUACCAAGUACUGGAGCUUCGGAUUUUCUCUGCGACGGGCCGAGGGUGAAGCCCCCAACAGUUACUUCAUCUACGUGGACAAGGUAACCACUGAUAGUCCGGCAGACCGGUCCCAGUUACUUCCGUUGGACGUCGUGCUUUCCGUGAACAGCACACCAGUGGCCGACGUGCCGCUCGGAAAAGUGCAAAAGAUUAUCAGCAGCUCGGGGGACCAGCUCGUGCUUUCGGUGAUGGCCUCCAGUGUGUACCGGUUACUGACUACACGUCGAGACAUCAUGGGCGUUAUGAAAAUGGUUGCCAAAGAUACCGUAGUACUGUCUAGAAGUCCCACGCUGUGCACCGGCAACCAGCCUUAUGGAUUGGACUUCGCUGACGUGAAGGUCUGGAACGAGGACACAAAACAGUACGCCAGGGUCUUCGUAGUGAUGCACGUCACUUCGGCGGUCGUGAACAACCGCAGGCUCUUCCCUGGAGACGUGCUGACGCACGUCGACGGUACGUCGCUGGACGGUCUCACCAGGGAUGAGCUCAUGCGUGUGCUGCAGACGGGCGCUAACGAAGUGACCAUCAACGUCGUGGCGUUGUCACCGCUUCGUCAGAAGCGUCUCAAGAUUAGCAAGCUGAACGAGACUUUGAUUACAGAUGCGAAUAUUCCUAGCAAAUCAACUGCUGCAGAAAUAGAUACCUGAAUGGAAGACGUCAAAACUACUUUAUAGCAAUACAGCGUUCGAUGAAUGAAAAUAAGCGAAAGUACAUAUGUG
Messenger RNA from Ornithodoros turicata, 2671 nucleotides. RefSeq names its product microtubule-associated serine/threonine-protein kinase 3-like. The transcript is spliced from 14 exons. Gene Ontology annotation, molecular function: protein binding; ATP binding; protein serine/threonine kinase activity. The coding region runs from base 155 to 2599 and encodes 814 amino acids. The record is from RefSeq and is a predicted model, not a curated record. Gene Ontology annotation, biological process: peptidyl-serine phosphorylation. Lineage: Eukaryota; Metazoa; Arthropoda; Arachnida; Ixodida; Argasidae.